AUGCAGAACGAGUGGUUAGACAUAGGAGAUUUUUGCAUCCCAUUAGCAUUAAAAUGGCGCACUUUAAUUUAUGAUUGGUCGCCAGCAUUGCUAAAAUUCUAUCUCAAUGCGUUCCAGAUGACUCUCCCAGAUCAGAGUAAUUUAGUAAGAUGGGGUAAAAGUACCGACAAAACUUGCUAUAUCUGUGGAAAGGCAGUUGGAACUGCUAAGCAUCUGCUGGUGGGAUGUAAGGUACUCCUGGACAGCGGUCAAUACUCGCGUCGUCACGAUAGGGUUCUAGAAGUCAUACGUGAAGCGGUCAACAAAUAUUACGAGCUCACAAACGAACUCACUCGAAAUAGGUUCGUAGUAGAUUUGUACGCGGUAGAGGUGGGAGCGAGAGGUAUAACAGCGAAAUCUCUCUACAACCUACUAAAGGGCUUGGGCUUGUCCAGAACUCACAUUAAUGCAUUCUUGGAUCGUAUAUCGAAGGCAGCCCUAGUAGGUUCUUUUCAAAUUUGGUUAGGUAGGGAGAGGAGCUUGGACAGUGGAGUUUUGUCAAUGAAGAAGGCUUCAAACAUCAAAUGUACGCCAUGUACUCCACGCCGACAUGCUACCUGCAGACGACGCACCAGGAGAAGUAAUGACAAGUUCUCUUCUUGUUUUGUCAAUGAAGAAGGCUUCAAACAUCAAAUGUACGCCAUGUACUCCACGCCGACAUGCUACCUGCAGACGACGCACCAGGAGAAUUUAGUCAAUGAAGAAGGCUUCAAACAUCAAAUGUACGCCAUGUACUCCACGCCGACAUGCUACCUGCAGACGACGCACCAGGAGAAUUUAGUCAAUGAAGAAGGCUUCAAACAUCAAAUGUACGCCAUGUACUCCACGCCGACAUGCUACCUGCAGACGACGCACCAGGAGAAUUUAGUCAAUGAAGAAGGCUUCAAACAUCAAAUGUACGCCAUGUACUCCACGCCGACAUGCUACCUGCAGACGACGCACCAGGAGAAUUUUGUCAAUGAAGAAGGCUUCAAACAUCAAAUGUACGCCAUGUACUCCACGCCGACAUGCUACCUGCAGACGACGCACCAGGAGAAUUUUGUCAAUGAAGAAGGCUUCAAACAUCAAAUGUACGCCAUGUACUCCACGCCGACAUGCUACCUGCAGACGACGCACCAGGAGAAUUUAGUCAAUGAAGAAGGCUUCAAACAUCAAAUGUACGCCAUGUACUCCACGCCGACAUGCUACCUGCAGACGACGCACCAGGAGAAUUUUGUCAAUGAAGAAGGCUUCAAACAUCAAAUGUACGCCAUGUACUCCACGCCGACAUGCUACCUGCAGACGACGCACCAGGAGAAUUUAGUCAAUGAAGAAGGCUUCAAACAUCAAAUGUACGCCAUGUACUCCACGCGGGACAUGCUACCUGCAGACGACGCACCAGGAGAAGUAAUGACAAGUUGUCUUCUUGUUUUGUCAAUGAAGAAGGCUUCAAACAUCAAAUGUACGCCAUGUACUCCACGCCGACAUGCUACCUGCAGACGACGCACCAGGAGAAGUAAUGACAAGUUGUCUUCUUGUUUAGUCAAUGAAGAAGGCUUCAAACAUCAAAUGUACGCCAUGUACUCCACGCCGACAUGCUACCUGCAGACGACGCACCAGGAGAAUUUUGUCAAUGAAGAAGGCUUCAAACAUCAAAUGUACGCCAUGUACUCCACGCCGACAUGCUACCUGCAGACGACGCACCAGGAGAAUUUAGUCAAUGAAGAAGGCUUCAAACAUCAAAUGUACGCCAUGUACUCCACGCCGACAUGCUACCUGCAGACGACGCACCAGGAGAAUUUUGUCAAUGAAGAAGGCUUCAAACAUCAAAUGUACGCCAUGUACUCCACGCCGACAUGCUACCUGCAGACGACGCACCAGGAGAAGUAA
Messenger RNA from Danaus chrysippus (African queen), 1908 nucleotides. The record is from the annotation of a GenBank genome assembly. Lineage: Eukaryota; Metazoa; Arthropoda; Insecta; Lepidoptera; Nymphalidae.